CUCCCCUCUUGACGAAUAAAAAAAAAAGAUCACCACCAGUCCACCACCAUUUCGAUCAGCCAUGGACAUGGUGGAGCACCAGCUUCUGCACUUCUCGCCGCAGGAGCACUUCAUGGCCAGCCCGGGCUUCUUCGCCGCCGUGGACGGCGGGCAUUUCCAGACCGGCGGGUUCGUCGUCGAGCCGCCCGUCGGUGUCGUGGCCGGCAUCGAGGACGGCGGGUGGGUGGAGGACCUCAUGCAGCUCGGCGACGAGCUGUUCGGCGGCGGUGAUGUCAUCGCCGCCGGCACGGGAGAUCACCACCAGCCGUGGCAGUUCGACGACAACGGCGGGUCCCCGGACGACCCACCGCCGAGCGUCUCCGUGGACGGCCGCGACGGGAGCCCUCGUUCGGCGGAGCAAGGCGCCGGGGAUGGGGAGCUCGCCUCCGAGCCGCACCGCGACCGCGAGAACGGCGGCGACGCGUCGCCGGCGACGACGCGGAAGCGGAGGGACCGGUCCAAGACCAUCGUGUCGGAGCGGAAGCGGAGGGUCCGGAUGAAGGAGAAGCUCUACGAGCUGCGGUCUCUGGUCCCCAACAUCACCAAGAUGGACAAGGCCUCCAUCAUCGCCGACGCGGUGGUGUACGUCAGGAACCUGCAGGCGCACGCCGGGAAGCUCAAGGAGGAGGUCGUGGCGCUGGAGGCGCGGCCGAGGUCGCCGCCCGCCGGCGCCGGGCACGAGCAGCAGCGGCUGCGCAGUGGCGGCCGCGCGGCGGCGGCGGCGGCUCGGCGCCUGCAGGACCGCGGCGGCGACGACGGCGCGGGGAGGCGGGGCCACGGCGCGGCGGUGACGCGCGUGGGCGUGGCGCAGGUAGGCGACGGCAGGUUCUUCGUGACCGUCGAGUGCGAGCGGCGGGACGGAGUGGCGGCGCCGCUCUGCGCCGCCGUGGAGUCGCUGGCGUGCUUCCGGGUGGAGAUCUCCAGCCUCGUCCCGUCGGGGCCCGACCGCGUCGUGUCGACGCUCACGCUCAAGGUGAGCGAGCAAGUAGGGGACGCGUCGACCAUCUGCGAGGGCUCGGUGAAGCUCUGGGUGAUGGCGGCUCUGCUCAAGGAGGGGUUCAGACCCGAAGCAACGGUCGAGAUCUCCUCAUGAUCCACUUGUCGAUGGAUCAACUGAUGUUCAGACUCCGUCUAGAACGAGAGUCAUCAAUCGAAUGUUCCAAAUUAGCUCAUUAUUUAGGCAUCGUUCGCUCUCCUCGGCUCUCCUGAUGUCAACUGAUUUUGUUAGUUCCCGCUCUAGAUCAUGUUCCGGGGGUGAUGUGCCAGGUCUUAUCGGCUUGUUCAACUGUGUGUGAUCUGAACCAUCCUCCAUCCAUCUGUCAGGCGUCUGUGUGCAGUGUCCAGUUGAAAUCUAUGGUACCGUAGCAGACAA
Panicum virgatum (switchgrass) is the source of this 1411-nucleotide messenger RNA. Its product is annotated as transcription factor BHLH156-like. The transcript is spliced from 2 exons. Gene Ontology annotation, molecular function: DNA-binding transcription factor activity; sequence-specific DNA binding; protein dimerization activity. The coding region runs from base 62 to 1132 and encodes 356 amino acids. The record is from RefSeq and is a predicted model, not a curated record. Gene Ontology annotation, cellular component: nucleus. Gene Ontology annotation, biological process: regulation of DNA-templated transcription. NCBI's taxonomy places the organism in Eukaryota, Viridiplantae, Streptophyta, Magnoliopsida, Poales, Poaceae.